Penicillium bovifimosum is the source of this 699-nucleotide messenger RNA. RefSeq lists its product as uncharacterized. The transcript is spliced from 2 exons. NCBI's taxonomy places the organism in Eukaryota, Fungi, Ascomycota, Eurotiomycetes, Eurotiales, Aspergillaceae. Bases 1 to 699 code for a protein of 232 amino acids. The record is from RefSeq and is a predicted model, not a curated record.
AUGGCUCAAGACCGUCAAGACACUAUUGUCGAGGAUCAGGGUGUUGACCUUCCGGACAUAGGAAGUUUUAACCCAGACACAAUCACACCACCCCUGAAACACCGAGUCGACCUACACGCAUGGAUCAACAAGGCCGAGAGAACUUUACGGGGCCAUAACCUUCACAACCUGAUCAACACAAACAUACCCUGGCCAUAUCCCAGCGAUCCCAACGUCGAGAAAUGGAGAUCGCUCUCCUUACAAGUGCGUGAAUGGCUAUCAAGCAGUAUGGACCCUGCACUAUUACAGGAGAUUGAGGCUCGUGGAACACCUACGGAUUUUGCCGAUGACUUUAUUGCUGAAGUCAAGAAGCACAUGAAGAGUCAAACCCACGGAGCUUUGAAAGCAGCUGUGCAUAGCUUCAGGAAACUUUCACGCAGCCAAUUUACGACGAGCGAAGAGUUCCUCCGCACUUUGAAACGCCAAUACCGAGCGAUCUGUGCUCUUAACGGAAAUCUCCCCCCUUACUACCCUCUAGAAGCGAUGCUUUCGGAACUUGCGGAGAUACCUGAACUGAGCGUCUUCAUUUUGGUCAAAGACAACGAGCUAAAUGCCAUUGAAGAUCCGGUUGAAACCAUCACUAUUAACGAUUUCUAUCGGUAUAGUACUGCUAUUCUGGACUAUAUAAAGUCCAGAAAUGCGGAUUAUUUUACACUCUAG